Molecule: messenger RNA, 750 nt
Organism: Balaenoptera acutorostrata (minke whale)
Lineage: Eukaryota; Metazoa; Chordata; Mammalia; Artiodactyla; Balaenopteridae
Exons: 3
Coding region: 1-750 (249 amino acids)
Source: RefSeq, a predicted model, not a curated record
AUGGAUGAGCGUCGAAGUCGCUGCCCCGCCCUCCCCUCCAUCAUCCCCGAUGAGGGCAGUUUUUACAGGCGGUUGAGAUUUCUCGUGUGGUCACAGACGGUUUGUGCCCACCUGCACGUUUUGUACUUCUCAUUAUGCGGGGUCGGGGCGAGGAGGGGGGCAUUUCAGGAGCUAGAAGGACUCAGGCCUCUCUUGGACUCCGACAAAGUCCUUUCCAGCAUUUUGUGCCCAUUGGGACUGUGUGGCCUCCACUUGGCGACAGCACCCCCGGAGGGGAGAGCGGCCCGCUUGGCCAAGCAGACACUUGGCAGGGCUCGGAUUUCCUGGACCGGAUGGCGGCCCGGAGCCCGGAGGCCGCGGCGCUGGCCGAGCACAGGAUACGCGGCGGGCGUGCGCAUCCCGGGAUCCGCCCGCGCUCGGCCCCUGGUGCAGCUGCCGCGGAUCCGCCACCUCCUCCGGGGCUUGGAAGCGGCAGGAAUUCCCCCUCCCCGGCCCCGCGUCCCCCUCCGGCCGGGGCCGCGGGGCGGAGUCGCCCACCUGUCAUCCGAGACGCCCCACGCGGAGGAGGGGCGAGGGUCCUUCAACGAGCGGCGGCGGAGGACCCGGGGCCGCUGCCCCUUUAAGGUUGCCAAGGCGACGGCUCUGGCCAGAGCGAGGCGCAUUGACGUCAGCAGCCGGGCGCUGAUUGGCUGCGGCGCGGCCGUUUCCGGUGGAGCCGCCGCGGAGCAGCUGAAGCCGAGUGCAUCCUAG